This is a messenger RNA of Drosophila arizonae, 560 nucleotides long. RefSeq lists its product as uncharacterized. NCBI's taxonomy places the organism in Eukaryota, Metazoa, Arthropoda, Insecta, Diptera, Drosophilidae. The record is from RefSeq and is a predicted model, not a curated record.
UAUGUGUUCAUUUGCCUGAAUCUUCAUUAGAUAUUCGAAUUUAGCUCCGAUAAGGCGUUAAAAUUUUUACACUAAAGAUGAAUCUUACACAUUUGAGCAACCUUUUGAUGGAGCCCAUCAAGCGAACGUCUGUGCCCAAUGGUCAGGCUUGGAGCCAGCCUUGGAUCGGUGGAGUUAGGACAGCUAUUGGCACUGGCUAUGCCAGCCAGAUGCAGCAGGUGCGUCGCCACAUGCCCGUUUGUGGACCACCGCGGUUUCGCCUGUCCACCGGCAAAAAGAUCAUCCUUGGCUGGAUACCCCAUGUCCUCAUGCUGAGCGUCCCGUUCUGGGCACUCUCUCAAAUGCCCCGUUGGUCAGCGAUGCAUAAUAAUCGACCGUAUGGCGAUGAUGGAUAAUCCGGAGGAUCGUCACCACACUACCACUACUACUACUACCACGCCGAUCACACACACACCUUGCUCAUUAACACUUCGCACACACUUGUAACAUGCUUAAUACGGUGACUUUUAACACACAUACACACACACGAAUGGCCAGCCUCUUAGCCUCUGUACACAAUA